CCCGGAAGUGCCGUGCGAGGGCACCGCCAUGUCCGAGGCGGCGGGCGGGGGCCAGAUAGAGGACAGUCUGUCUGCAGCAACUUGUGAAUCAGACGUAGAGAUGAAAUUGAAAAAAAACAUUUCUCACAAACCUCCAAAGUCACCAAAGUCUCCAUACAGUUCCAGCACAUGCCUAUACUCUAAAAAGCCUGCACUUGGGAGAUCAUUGAAAGGAACAGGAAACAUAUUUUUUGAGAGCCCAGCAGCUACGACAUCGAGACAGAUUUGGCUAGGAUCUCUGCAACAAGGUAUGAACCAAGCUCUGAAGUCAGACGUUGAGAUGGGGCACAUUCGGAAUAAGCUCUCCAGUAGCACUCCAGAGUAUCUGAAGGAAGCUUUAGGCAUGAAGAAGCCCAAACACUCACGUUCUUCUAGCAAUGGCUACAUCCCUGGAACUCCUGACUACAAAGAGAAGGAAGAUAUGUAUGAUGAGAUUAUUGAACUGAAGAAGACAAUCCAGGCUAAGAAAGGUGAAGGGGAUCGGCUGAAAACAAAGCUCCGACGACUGGAGGAGGAGAAUAGCAGAAAGGAUCGACAGAUUGAGCAGCUUUUGGGCUCUGACUUUGUCCGGACUCAGGCAGAGAAGAAUGAUACUGGAUGGAUAAUCAGUGGAUUAAAACAGAAGAUUCUCAAGCUGGAACAGCAGUGCAAGGAGAAAGAUAACACUAUCAACAAAUUACAGACAGAUGUGAAGACUACGAAUUUGGAAGAGAUGAGGAUUGCUAUGGAGACUUACUAUGAGGAGAUUCAUCGUCUCCAAACCCUCCUUGCAAAAUCAGAGGCUGUGCGGAAAAAGUCCCCUCCAGAGGGCAAAGAGACCCAGAAACGGCUGAAAAUGCUUAAUGCUGCUGUCCUCAGAUUAACUAAGAACAUCACAGAGCUGCAGGAAGAGAAUAGAAGCCUGAAAGCAGAUCUAAGCCAAACACGGAGCAGCUCUCCUGCUUGCAGGAAAAGGAAAAAUUACAAUGAGUGGAGCAGACAGAGGCUGGUGAGACGGAUUUCAGAACUGGAAAAAAAAGUGAAUGAGCUGGAGAACAUGUCAUUGUUGUCAUUGGAAAAUGGCAUGUCACCAUUGUCUGCUCUGCCACCUUCAGCUUCUGUACAGCUGGAUCAACCAGCUUCUCAGGAACCUGACUACCUUGAAGAGUGUGAGCGACUCCAAGGGCUGGUAAAGCAACUUAAAGGUGACAGGAGCACACUGCAAAGUCUGCUGGCCAGUAAAGAUUCAGAGGUGAAGCUGUUACAGCAAGCAAAGAUUGAAAUGGAGCAAGAACUACAAAACCUGCAAGAGAAGGGGAGAGAGAAGAGUGAAAAAGAAGAGGCUUUGAGGGAAGAAAUCCUGAGACUUACGGAGCAAGUGAGAGAACUGGAGUCAAAACCUGAGCAGGACAGGAGACAAAUGGGAGAUGAGCCCAUAGAAACUCUAAAUAAGCCUUUAUCUGCCUCCUUUCUUGUGGAUAAAGACAGCCAGAGAAAGGAGCAAUCAGCCAAACUCAUCCAGAGACAGUGGAAGAUGUACAGAAAGAAGAAAGAAGAAAUUGCCUUGGAUGAGGCGACUGUUGUGCUUCAGGCAGCUUUCAGGGGACAUUUAGCUCGGCAGAAACUGUUACUGAGCAGGACACUCAGUAGAAAAUUUCACACCACAAAUGGCCUUGGAAACAAGAGCUCCAGCGUGUCUCAUGGGUCCAGCUCUUUGAGUUUACCUUCUGACUGCAGGGAGGAAGAGGAGAUUGUGACAUUCAUUCAGUCAGUUUUCAGGGCGCACUUAGCACGUCAAAGACGGCUUGAGGAGAGGCUCUCUGCCUCCAGUGCAGCAAGUGAAAAACCAGACCCUGUUAUUUACAUGAGGGAGAAGAAACCAGUCUCACCAGCACUCAGGAAGCCUUCCCCUUCCCCUUCAGCCUUCACCUUGGCGCUUCAUGAUGCUGAAGACAGUGACCUGCCCAGCGAAGAAGUUGUAGAAGAACCUGCUGUAGAAGCGACCGAGAAGAGACCACAGGAACUCAAGGCUUCUUCCUGUCAGCCCUCUUUUGCCAUGUCCUCCCAGAAGCAGCUGCAGGCCACCAUCUCUCCACCUGUAGAUGAGGCUCACUCGGACGAUUCAGAUGAUAUUAUUAUAGUCUCUCCAUCACGGAUGGUGAAGAAAAAUUACACCCGCUUUUAGAUUUGGGUGUUGCUUCUUCUCAUCUUCGUGCAAUCAUGAGUUCUGGGGCACAAAAAGAAGACAAUAUUUUCUUAUUUCUGGCAAGAUAAAACAUGUAGGAGGUUUAAAGGGGCAAUAGCAGGCUAAAGUCAUCAUUGUAUUCACCAUGUAAAAUAAUUCAGUUUUUAACCUCUCUACUGAUGUUAUGUUUCUAAUCUCUUCUGUUUUUUUUCUUGCCCUUUGUGUCUGGGGAAUGGAGAAGCUGUACUGUUCAGGAGUUGUACUUCGCCAGAAUUCCUUUAGUGCCACUGGUAAUCACAAUACCUUCCAAUCAGAAAGGAAGAGUAGGUCCUUGCACCAAAUAUCUUAUAAUCUAGACAUCAAAGCCUGCAACUGUUGUAUGUACAAGGUUUACUCAUCUGCGUAAUGUAGUGGUGAGUUGUGCGGGUGGGGCUGGAGGGGGAGGGAGAAAGGAAGCGAGGUAAAGACGUAAUGAGAGACUUGAUACAUUAGACAUGAAUACAUAGGCCUGGGACAGAAAUGAUACAUAAACUGGGGUAAGUGAUUGGAAACCGGUUCAAAUCUGUAACUCAACAGAAGUUCAGUACACAUAAACUGCUUUCAUAAUGGCCAA
This is a messenger RNA of Gavialis gangeticus (Gharial), 2816 nucleotides long. RefSeq names its product IQ motif containing E (gene IQCE). NCBI's taxonomy places the organism in Eukaryota, Metazoa, Chordata, Crocodylia, Gavialidae. The coding region runs from base 29 to 2203 and encodes 724 amino acids. Gene Ontology annotation, molecular function: protein binding. The transcript has 23 exons. The record is from RefSeq and is a predicted model, not a curated record.